AUGGAAACCAAGGCUGUCAGUGAUAAACUCCCAGUUGAACUGAUCUUUGAAAUCCUCACAAGACUCCCAAUCAAAUCCCUUGUGAGGUUCAUGUGCGUCUCGAAAUAUUGGCAUUCGCUAAUCUCAAGCCCGGAAUUCAUCAAAUCGCAUCUUCAAAAGUCAUCCGAAACAAAUGAUACUGCUCACCAGCGGCUAAUUUUCUCUACUUCCAUGUACAUAGUAUUCAAUCCUGAACUCAAAGAAUGUGAUCUUAACUCUGCAUUAUAUUCACCCUUGACUGAGGCAACCAACAUGGAAUAUCCCACCUAUGAAUCCAUCCCUCAUCCAACCAACUGCUGCCCCAGUCCAACCGACUCUGAGGAUUUCCAGCAAAAUUUUGAAAUGUACGAGGCAAAAGCAGUUAAGGUGUUGGGUUCGUGUAAUGGAUUGGUUUGCAUUGCUACCCCAGAGCGAGAUUUAUUUUUGUGGAACCCAUCGAUUGGAAAAUACAAGAAACUACCUGAUUCUGGUCUUGAAUUUGAGUAUUCGGAUUCCAAGAGUGUCUACAAUUGUGUUCCUGCAUAUGGAUUCGGGUAUGAUGAGGUGCAUGAUGAUUACAAAGUUGUUGCAAUUUUAGGUCGCUGCUUGGCUCUGGAUCCGGAUGCGGAAGUGGUUAAAGUUUAUAGUCAAAGGACUAAUUCUUGGAAGAGAAUUGAGGAUUCCAAAAAAUGUCUUCCCCUAAAAGAUUGGUGCGUUAAUAAUAUUAUCGGUGGCACAUUGUUAAAUGGGAAGCUUCAUUGGACUGCAACCUUUGGCAGUCAUUACCACCGUUCCGAAAAGAAAAUCAUUAGUUUUGAUUUGGCUUCUGAGACAUUUGGGGAGAUAGAACUUCCAGAAAAUAUGGGGCAGCCAAUAUAUCCAGAGGAUCCUUUCUAUAGAUGGACUAUAGGAGGUUUAAAAGGAGGGUGUCUUGCUCUGCUUUGUGAUCAUAAUCAGGAAAAGACUGAUUUGGAUGUUUGGAUUAUGAUGGAGUAUGGAGUUAGACAAUCUUGGAGUAAAGUAGUUUCGGUUCGCUAUGCUGAAUAUCGUGAAUAUAUGUGUAAAUUCGACAUCCUUGUUCAACCUGUGCUCUCAUCGAAAAAGGGUGAAAUCUUGCUGAAGCUUGGAUCCAAGCUGGUGCUUUACAGUCCACAAGAUAAUUCCUGGAGGGAACUUCACAUUAGUAACAUGCCAGAUGAGUCAGGUUUUCUUAAGGUGGAUAUCUAUGACGAAAGUGAGCAAGUGGUUAAAGUUUUUACUCAAAAGACUAAUUCCUGGGAGAGGAAUCAGGGUGCCAAACAUAGUCUUGUUCUACAAGAUUGGCGUGUAAAUACUAAAACUGGUGGUACAUUUUCAAAUGACAAGCUUCAUUGGACCCCGAAUUCAGGCAGUUAUUACCACCGUUGUGAAAAGGAAAUUGUUAGUUUGGAUUUGGGUUUGGCUAACGAGAGCUUUGCGAAGGUUGAACUCACAGAAAAUAUGGGACAGCCGAAAUAUCCAAGGUAUCAUUUCUAUAGAUGGACUGUUGGAGGUUUCAGAGAAAGGUGUCUUGCCUGUUUUGUGGUCAUAAUCAGGAUAAGCCAAAGUCGAGAAUUGUAA
Molecule: messenger RNA, 1617 nt
Organism: Coffea arabica (coffee)
Lineage: Eukaryota; Viridiplantae; Streptophyta; Magnoliopsida; Gentianales; Rubiaceae
Source: RefSeq, a predicted model, not a curated record